GGUGCCCUAUCAUCAGCUCACAUUUCAAGGAGCUGAUAGUUGUCCAAGUCACAAGUGAGAUAGCUGCUGCUGCUGUUAAAUUGUAACUAGUGGAAGACACCGGCAGCUCCUGUGCAGAGCAUUAUACGGGGAGAGCCCUCAUCCAGUGCCUGAGUGACCUUCUAACAAGAACGUGAAAUGUGCUAUGGAACUAGUUUCAGGGGAAGAUGAAUAUCUGUGCCAGAGACAAAAGUAUUGUGUGGACCGGCCCAUAUACACACAGGAAUAUUUGCAAGAACAUUUACAUUUGAGGAAGAAAGAGCCAACGUCAUUUCUCCAUAAAGUGGGCCAAUCUUGCCGAUGUACUGCCAAAAAAGCCAAAUCUCAACUAUGCAGCUUUCUUCCUAUUUUGAAAUGGCUCCCACGUUAUCCUGUAAAGGAGUACCUUAUAGGAGACGUAGUGUCAGGACUGAGUACAGGAGUCAUGCAGUUACCUCAAGGUUUAGCCUAUGCCUUGCUGGCAGCAGUGCCACCUGUGUUUGGGUUAUAUUCUUCGUUCUACCCAGUGUUCUUAUACACGUUCUUUGGUACAUCAAGACACAUAUCAAUAGGUACAUUUGCUGUCAUCAGUCUGAUGAUUGGGGGAGUUGCUAUUCGAUUAGCCCCAGAUGAAAAGUUCGAUAUAGUAGAAGCCAAUAUCACAAACAGCACAGAGUUUUUACAGAACAUUGAAGCAAGAGAUGCAAUGCGAGUGAAAGUAGCUGUGGCCAUCACAUUACUUUGUGGUCUAAUACAGAUGUGCCUAGGCAUACUUAGAUUUGGCUUUGUAGCCAUCUACCUGACUGAACCUUUGGUACGAGGAUUCACAACAGCAGCAGCAGUUCAUGUCUUCGCCUCUCAGCUAAAAUACCUCUUGGGAAUUAAAACUAAAAAAAGAUACAGCGGAUUUCUAGCGGUGAUAUAUAGUUUAUUUGCUGUAUUGUCCAAUAUUACAGCAACCAAUAUUGCCACCCUGAUUGUCGGCAUUAUAUGCAUUGUCUUACUGCUGGCGGCCAAGGAAAUCAAUGACCGAUUUAAAAAGAAAUUGCCAGUUCCAAUUCCCAUGGAAAUAAUUGUUGUAAUAAUCUCCACUGGAGUUUCAGCUGCACUUAACCUGAAAAAGUCCUAUGAAGUAGAUGUGGUCGGCAGUAUCCCAACUGGGUUUCGUCCCCCAGAUUUCCCAGAUGUUAGCAUCUUCUCUGCAGUUUUUGUGGAUGCAGUGGCUAUAGCAAUUGUUGGAUUUUCCAUGACCAUUUCAAUGGCCAAAAUAUUUGCACUUAAACAUGGAUAUGCAGUUAGUGGAAAUCAGGAACUCAUUGCGCUAGGAUUGUGUAAUUCUGUGGGCUCUUUUUUUCAUACAUUUGUGGUGACUUGCUCAAUGUCCCGUAGUUUGGUCCAGGAGAGCACCGGGGGUAAUACACAGAUUGCAGGUCUGUUGUCCUCUUUUUUGGUGCUGUUGGUCAUAUUGUUCAUUGGAUACCUCUUUGAACCAUUGCCCCAGACAGUUUUAGCAGCUAUAGUGAUGGUGAACCUAAAAGGAAUGUUCAAGCAGUUUGCAGAUAUCCCACAUUUAUGGAGAACAAGCAGGCUAGAACUGGCAAUUUGGGUGGUGUCAUUUUUGGCCUCAGUUUCCCUUGGUCUUGACUACGGUCUGCUUGUUGCAGUGGCAUUUGCCAUGAUAACAGUCAUCUACCGCACACAAAGUUCAAAGUACAGAAUUCUUGGACAGGUUCCAAAUACGGAUAUCUAUUGUGAUAUAGAAGAGUAUGAAGAGAUUAAAGAAUUUCCUGGGAUAAAGAUAUUCCAAGCCAACACUUCUUUGUACUUUGCCAACAGCGAUCUCUAUGUCUCUGCCCUGAGGAAAAAGACUGGAAUUGACCCUGGUGCAAUAUUAAUUGCAAAGAAAAAGGCCCAGAAGAGACAUGCCAAAGAAGUGAAAAAAUCGACUAAAAAUCAAAGAAGAGCCGUUUUAAAGCUUACUAACGAUGUGGAGAUGGCUGUGAAACAUGAAUUAAUAAAUGAGGAGUCAGCCACAGACUCAGGAAAUGUGAAAAAUGGGUCAGCGGACAGAAAUCUACAUAGUUCACCUUCUGAAGAGUUCGAGUAUUUCAUGAGUCCAGUCAUCAACACCCAUACAGUAAUUCUGGACUUCACACCUGUCAACUUUAUAGAUUCUGUGGGAGUGAAAACGCUAAAAUCUCUAAUCAAAGAAUACAAGGAAAUUGGUGUUGACAUCCUCUUAUCUGGUUGUAGUGGACUGGUUGUAGAAGACUUGAGCAAGCUGAAUUUCUUUGACAAGUCUAUAAGAAGAAAUAUCCUGUUCCACAGUAUUCAUGAUGCUGUGAUCCACUGCAGAUUUCUAGCAUCCUCAUUGGCUCUUGCCUCUUCUGAAGAGCAGGUCCUCAGCUCAGAUACACCAAGCCAGAUCUGAUCUUUCCUUUCACCAAAGGAGAAUGGUGCAAUAACUCUUUUCAGAUGUUGCCUCUGAUUUCGAUCUACACACGCAGCAUUGAGAUAGAACAAAACCCUGCAUUUUCCUACACAUACAGAGACCUCCCUUUGUUUGUUACAGUGCUUUCAGCCUAUCCUCUUUAGGCUUAUGCGCAAUGAAACAUACAUUGAAUAAUUGUGAGAGAUUAGGUAAUCUGAGUCUGGAGAAUUUAUUGUAAAUGCUUUAAUCAGUGCAUAGGCUUUCAUGUUAGGUGUGGAAAUAGCCUUUUUUCUUGCUUUAUAGCUAUAAAGGGGAGAGGGAGAAACUCAAACCUCUAAAUGGCAUAAAUACCUUUUAUCCACAAGAGCUGCCUUUAGAUAAAACAGUAGCUGGGACCAGUAUAAAGGAAUCGGAUAUUGAAUUAUCUGAGAUGAGGUGCUUAAUUACUGCUGGAUGUCAAAUUCCACCUCGUUGUUUUCUAGACAGGGUAAUUGUUUUUAUUAAUGGUAUUACCUAAGCCUCCGUUCACACUAGCAUCAUGGCAUCUGUUUAUACCGGCUGGAUUUCUUCAGGUCAAUUUGGUUAACAUCCUGACUGAUUCUGUUACCUUAUAAUGGGUUCAUCAGGUUUAUGGCAUCUAUUUAAUAGAUAAAUUAGAGCAGCAUGCUAUGCUGUGAACAGAAGAUUGUAAAAUGUCAUCUCAUAAGUGUUUUAUUAAAGAAGCACGCCCGCAAUUUUUUUUAUUUUCGGACCUGUUAGAAAGGUACACGAUGUAAUCUUCUUACCAGUGACUGUAUUUGUGAAUUAUAACCUCCCUUCUGAUUCUCAGCUCUGUCAUGUGACCAACAAUCUGGCUCUCCAAAUAACAUGGCAUCUUAUGUGUGGACAGGGAGUCAGUUUCUCUAUGUAUUCCUAUGAGAGCCUCAAUGUCAGUCUCAUAGGAAAGAAUAGAGAAGUUCCUGACUUCCUGUCCUGUCAGUUGGAGAUCAGAGUGCUGGUCACAUGACACAGCUGAGGAUCAGAAGGAAGUGGAUAACUCGCAAAUGCAGUCACUGAUCCGAAGAUUACUUUGACUACAGAUUACAUAAUGUACCUUUUUAACAGGUGGGAGAAUAUAUGUUUUUGUGCAAGUGCUACUUUAAUUAGUGCGGGCUUUUAUAGUUAUCCUAUUCUUAACAAAGUAGAAAAACAUUAGAAUAUUAUAUAAAAGUCUUAUCUUGUAUAAUUGUAUUCUAGUCUUCAAGCUGUUAUAGGUACCUUGGUUUUUUGAAUCAGUGUUGUAUGUCUCAGAGCACAUGAUCACUUUAACUCGGUAGGUGACACAGGAAUCUACAAGGAGGCUGGAAUUAUAUCAUUAGACACGUGACUGUUACUGUAUAGAGGGUAGUUCAGAAAACCUGCCUUAUCCAUGCUGUGACUCAACACAUUUAGGGCCAGUUCACAUGGAGGAAUUUGGCGUUGGAAUUUUCUCACGUCAAAAUUCCAGCUUCAGCCGCAUGGUGUCAGCCUCCUGCCAUUUACAGGGGGAGUCAGCACUACAGUUUGCGGGUCGGCAGUUUAACCCCUUAGUGACCAAGCACAUUUUACUUGUAUGAGGUCUUAUUUUUUGCAGGGCAAGUUAUAGUUUUUAAUGCACAAUUUUAAGUACAUGUAAUGAUUGAUUAAAGCAAGCUGUUUAGCUAAGACCCCCUUUGUUUACGUCAGUAAAAACACGUAUGGGUGGUCACUAAGGGGUUAAAGCUGCCACUGUGCCAAGAAGGGACAUGUCCUUUCUUGGCGUGGUGGGUGGACAGACGCUACUGGGCUGCGAUCGGUGUUUGCUUACAGUGUAGCUUCAUACUGUGGAGUUAAGCAGCGAGCGCAUAAAAAAAAAAUAUAUAUAUACUUCUGUUUACUUACCCUAUACAUAAGUGAUGCAAUCUUGUAUUAAAUUCAAUUGCAAAUUUAUAAUGAAUGUUCAUAAGCCAAUCAGAAAUAAUUUUCUAGAUUAUUCUCAAUUUUACCUAUGCAGUAAUUCAGGAGAUACAUUAAAGCGUCCCUCUGGUUUAAGAAAAAAAAAAUCACAUUAACUAAGGAACACAGAACACUUAUAAUGACCUAUUUUUCAUCUGUGGCUCCACCGAUUAGGGGCUUGCUUCUCUUCUACCAUCCAAGAUGGCUGCACUGCUUCUCAGGCUACAUGAUGCAUACUGUGCAUUUGAUAGUUGAAGACACUUCCUGAUUAUGUUUGCAGAGCAGAGCUGUAAGAGCAGGAAAAUUCUUGGACUACUGAUACACAGUAUGCAUCAGGUAGCCUGAGAAGCAGUGCUGCCAUCUUGGGUGACAAAACAGGAGCCUGGGACAAGAAGAAAAGAGAUCACCCUGUAUCCUCAGUUAAUGUUUAAGUUUUUUUUUUUUUUCCCUGAACUUGAGGGUUUCUUUAAAGAGUAAGUAAACUUUUAAUGAUUUUUUUUUUUUUAUGUCUGUAAUAAUACUUUUUCUAAUGUAUUUUUACUAGAGAUAUUCCCCCCCCCCCCAAAGCACAGAUUUCCUGCGCGCUUUCAAUUCACUAUUCUCCACAUCACUGACUUCUCAGCGGUGUACGGAGUCCACAGUUUAUGAAUGGGGCCACAGUGCAGGGAGUACGGGCAGGAGCGCACAUUCCUAUUUGUCUGUGCCCCCAGAGGUUUACUAAAUGCUGGCAUAGCACAUGGGAACCCUGUAACCAUGUACUAUGCCAGGAUUAGCUGAGUAAAGCGGGUGCCUGCUUCGCUAAGCUCUUAGCUUAGUGCACAGCCAGCAUUUGGUAAACCUCUGGGGGGAACACAGGUAGGAGCAGCAAUGUGUGCUCCUGCCUGUACUCAUUGAUACAGUGCACAGUUCGUACUCCAUACCCUGCUGAGAAGUCAGCGAUGUGGAGAAUAGUGAAUUUAAAGUGCGCAGGAAAUCUGCGCUUUGGGGGGGAAUAUCUUUGGUAAAAAUACAAAAUCAAUAAAUAAAAUACAUAAAAAUUAUUAGGGCAUUAGGGACAUUUAAAAAAAAAUAAAAAAUAAAAUUUAGAAGUUUAGUUACUCUUUAAAGGGGCUGUCUGCUUUGGACAGUCCCUACUGGUCAGAACGGUGCUUUGACAAUAUGCUGAUCACAAAUCAAACCAGCCAGAAUGUAUGAAUCAGUGCAAUAAACAGACCAAUAUACAACUAUAUAGACUGACAAAUAUACCUCUAUAGAAAACACAAUAGAGAAUAUAAAAUAACUUAAACACACAAUGUACACAAAUCUUUUUACAUGGGUGUGUGCACCAUGAUACUCCCCCAUCUCUACCCCCCCUCAAAAAACAGAUAAUAUGGAACAUACUCCUAUAGUACCUACACAAUAAAAGACAAAUAUGACAUCAAUGAGCGGCAUAGAAAAGGGGUAUAAUUUUCCCUGUAGUGCCACCACAGGAGAACUUCCUAUUCAAAUCAAUGUGCUGCCUAAGUAAUACAGGACACAUCCUAUCUCCACUCUGGGCAAGAGCUGAAGAUUGUUAACAGGGGACCCCCUCUAUUAACUCAGAAUUCUGUAAUAGGGCAUAUGAAAGGUUCACAACACUGAUCACCUAAAAGUAUAUUUUAUUAACACUUGAAAACAUGUAUUUUAUUUUAUUGCUACCCCAAACCUAAUCAUUUUGGUGAAACACCAUUUCCAAACAGUACUCCCUGCUGGGCCCAGGCUUACACAUGGAAUGGGUAGCUAGAAGCUACAAGCUAAUGGUAACUACAGUUGUGUUUAAAAUAAUAGCAGUCAGACAUCACUUACCUGAUCAAUCACUGUAAACGUGCAACAUCUUGAUUCCAGACCAACAAGAUUGACAUUAUGGAGUGGACAGCCCAAUCCCCUGAACCUUAAGCCAAUAGAAAACUUGUCGGGUGACCUCAAAAAUGCUGUUUUUGAGUCAAAACCAAGAAAUAGAAAAGAAUGUAGUCCAAUCAUCCUGGGCUGGAAUACCUGUUCACAGGUGCCAGAAGUUGGUUGACUCCAUGCAACACAGAUGUACAGCAGUUCUCAGAAACAGUGGUUA
Bufo gargarizans (Asiatic toad) is the source of this 6488-nucleotide messenger RNA. RefSeq names its product solute carrier family 26 member 5 (gene SLC26A5). The transcript is spliced from 19 exons. Gene Ontology annotation, cellular component: membrane. The record is from RefSeq and is a predicted model, not a curated record. Gene Ontology annotation, molecular function: oxalate transmembrane transporter activity; secondary active sulfate transmembrane transporter activity; chloride transmembrane transporter activity. Bases 185 to 2449 code for a protein of 754 amino acids. Gene Ontology annotation, biological process: transmembrane transport. NCBI's taxonomy places the organism in Eukaryota, Metazoa, Chordata, Amphibia, Anura, Bufonidae.